Molecule: messenger RNA, 1011 nt
Organism: Bombina bombina (fire-bellied toad)
Lineage: Eukaryota; Metazoa; Chordata; Amphibia; Anura; Bombinatoridae
Exons: 7
Coding region: 202-1011 (269 amino acids)
Source: RefSeq, a predicted model, not a curated record
GUUACAGCAGCCAUGUGACUUAUGACAUCAUAGGUCCUUCUGAUGGAAUGGAAGUAGCUGUUACACUAUCCGUAUUUAACACGGCUGAUUCACGUAGGCUCCUGUUACUAUGAAGAUCACGUACAAUAAACAUCACUGCGUUUGUCAGUAAAGAAGAAACAUUAUUAGAAUAUCUGAAAAAUUCAGUUGCUGAACAAGACAAUGUCUGACAAAACCGAGAACCACACCUCAGAGCUUCCUGAUGCACACGGAGGGCGUCUAGAGGAAAACCCGGGCACUGGGCUAUUACAUGUGAAGGAAGAGGAUGAGACAGAUGACAUGAAUAGUCAUCAGACUGAAAUACAUUGGUCCCUCCCUGCCGAUGAGGAUAAUGCUGAUAUAGUGAAAGUUGAGAUAACAGAAGAUCUGUGUGUGACGCGUCAGCUGGGAGACCCUGAUGAGAACACAAGUGACAGUAUCAGCCCAGAUGAGGAUAAUGCUGAUAUAGUGAAAGUUGAGAUAACAGAAGAUCUGUGUGUGACGCGUCAGCUGGGAGACCCUGAUGAGAACACAAGUGACAGUAUCAGCCCAGAUGAAGAUAACACUGAUAUAGUGAAAGAAGAGAUAACAGAAGAUCUGUGUGUGAGGUAUCAGAUGGGAACUCUGGAUUUGAAAAACAGUGGCAGUAUCAGCCCAGGUAAGUUUGUGUCUCAGCGAGAUAGGCUACAGAGUCGGACUGUUACACUGGGCUUCCUGGAGACACCGCUGGCCGCCGCCACCAUCAACCGAAGCUCCUGCAGUGACAAUCUGCAUGACCCCACACUCAAAGCUGCACUCAGGAGCAGCGAGUUUAAGCAGGAGAGCAAGAGCCCAGAUCUGGGACACAGCCGGACUCUGAGCCACCAUGCCAGCACAACGCUUGGGAGUGAACUCCCCCUACUUUCAUUGUGGUUUGGGAGCUAUACUGUGGGAGUGUUUGCCGACCAGAGAGUCAGUGAUAUCACAGCGGGUCUGACAACUCUGAGACGUUAA